AUGCUGCUUCGUUUGCCGCCUAGUCUUCAUUACCCGAUCACCGUAACGUCGUUGCUGAAACGGCCCGGCGAUGCGGUGGAGAGGGACGAGGCUUUGUUCUGGUAUGUCUACCAGACUACCGUCACCGAGGGUGAUGGGCUGGGCAACAGGGUCGAUGUGAAGCGCAAGUUUCCAACAAAAUUUGAGUCGACUGUGGAUGGAACGAUUGUGCGGUGGAUGGUUGCAAAGGGGGACAUUAUUGACGAGCCUGUCGAUAUCGUUGAGAUUGAUGAGCCAUGUGCGCAUGAGGUUCAGUAUGGAGGGCUUUGUGCGGAGUGCGGCAAGGAUAUGACCGAAUCAACGUAUAAUACGGAGAUGACGGAUUCCAUGCGCGCGCCUAUCCAGAUGGUUCAUGAUAAUACUGCACUUACUGUUAGCGAGAAGGAGGCCACACGUGUUGAGGAAGAUGCGAAGCGGAGGCUGCUGGCGAACCGGAAGCUCUCUCUUGUCGUGGAUCUUGACCAGACCAUUAUUCACGCUACCGUUGACCCAACAGUUGGCGAGUGGAUGGAGGAUAAGGACAACCCGAAUCAUGAGGCAUUAAGUGAUGUUCGCGCCUUUCAAUUGGUAGAUGAUGGUCCGGGAAUGCGCGGCUGUUGGUACUACGUAAAACUACGACCGGGGCUCGAGUCGUUCCUAAGAAAUGUCUCCGAGCUCUUUGAGUUGCAUAUCUAUACCAUGGGUACCAGAGCCUAUGCCCAGCACAUUGCCAGUAUAAUAGAUCCCGACCGAAAGCUGUUUGGUGAUCGUAUCCUGAGCCGUGACGAGAGCGGGAGUUUGACAGCAAAGAAUCUCCAUCGUUUAUUCCCAGUGGAUACAAAAAUGGUUGUCAUCAUCGACGACCGAGGGGACGUGUGGCGCUGGAGCCCCAAUCUCAUCAAAGUAUCUCCUUACGACUUCUUCGUGGGAAUCGGCGACAUCAACUCUAGCUUUUUACCCAAGAAGCAGGAGUUGGGCGCUCCAAGCAAAGCUGGCGACAAGGGGCCAACCUCGGCUCCUAAAGGGUCUACGCUUACGGAGCAUCAUGUCAACGGGACCACUGAGAAGGCUGAUGUGGGAGAGGUCUCGACAUUGGAGCAGCUCGUGACCAUGGGUGGAGGAGACAACCCUAGAUUACUGCAGGAACAGAGUGAUGCACAAGAAGAAACAAUCAUGCAUCAGGUCGAGGACCGCCCCCUCCUGCAAAAGCAGAAAGAGUUGGAUGCGGAAGACGAGCUGGCCGAGACUAGCGACUCCUCGACUAUGGAUGAGUCGCAAGAUUCAACCAGACACCGACAUCAUUUGCUGGAAGAUAAUGACCAGGAACUGUUCCAGCUGGAAGAUCGGUUGGAGCAAGUACAUCGACAAUUUUUUGAAGAGUAUGAUAAGAAACGAUCGCGGGCGCUCGGAGGACGAGUUGCUGUUCUCCGAGGCGAAAAGACGCCGUCGAAGGAAAAAGACGUAGAUCUGAAGCUGGUUCCCGACGUGAAGGACAUUAUGCCGAAUAUCAAGCGACAAAUCCUUGGCGGAGUCGUGAUGGUGUUUUCUGGAGUCUUGCCUCUGGGAACAGACACGCAGAAUGCGGACAUUUCUCUGUGGGCUAAAAGCUUUGGCGUUGUUAUUGCCUCGAAGAUUGAUAUGAAAACCACGCAUCUGGUGGCCGGCCGUAACCGCACCGCCAAAGUACGGGAAGCCACCCGAUACCGCAACAUCAAGAUUGUUACGACACAAUGGCUUUUGGAUUGCCUCAUGCACUGGAGGCGCCUGGAUGAAGAGCCUUAUUUGCUCCCGGUCCACCCGGACGACCGCGGCCAACCGAUCUCGCCCAGCUCAAAAGAAAUGGCAGAGAGCUCAUGGCUUUCGUCCUCCGAUGAAGCAACUGGCGAUUCUUGGACAGACAACGAGGAAGCAUCGGAGGCAACGGAAGACAUCCUCAAAUCGUCCGGACUAACGGAAAUAUCCCCAAUCGGCUACGACGAAACCCAGCAAGCGGCCGUGCAUGAAGAACUGAAGGAAUUCCUAGGCAGUGACGAUGAAAGCGAAAGUGACAGUGAGGCUUCAUUCCUCGCAGAGGACGCUCCACUUACAGCGGGUAAGAAACGGAAGCGCGAGGACGGGGCCGACGAAGAGGAGACCGAGGAGGACGCAGACAACCAAGCUGAGAAUGGCGAGACCCCCGGCUCUCGACUUUCCCAACGUAUCAAACGAUCCUACGAACGAAGCACGGGACUUAAAGAAGUCGCGAAUGUAACUGGGACAAUGACGCCUGCGUCUGCAUCUGCUCCUAAGAAUGAGAAAGAAAUGGACGAACAACAACAACAACAACAACAAGAAGAAGAAAAAGAAGUAGCAGAAGAAGACAAAGAAGAAAAAAAAGAAGAGGAAGAAGAAGCAGAAGUAUUAGCUCGCGAUCACGAACAGAACAAAGGGUUCCGAGAAGAUCCAGCAGAGGACGAUGACGAGCUCGAGCGCGAGAUGCUAGCAGCCUUCGAGGACGGAGAGUACGACUCUAAAGCAGACGAAGACAUAGCAGCCGAGACCGGAUAA
This is a messenger RNA of Aspergillus ochraceoroseus IBT 24754, 2565 nucleotides long. RefSeq names its product protein-serine/threonine phosphatase (gene fcpA). The transcript has 3 exons. Bases 1 to 2565 code for a protein of 854 amino acids. Gene Ontology annotation, cellular component: nucleus. Gene Ontology annotation, molecular function: RNA polymerase II CTD heptapeptide repeat phosphatase activity. The record is from RefSeq and is a predicted model, not a curated record. NCBI's taxonomy places the organism in Eukaryota, Fungi, Ascomycota, Eurotiomycetes, Eurotiales, Aspergillaceae.